GCAUGCUCGACAAAUGUUGCUGCCGUCGCCCGGAGAAGCAACACACUGGGGAUGGUCUCUUCAUCAUUAAAAACAAUAUCAACGGUAUAUCUCCACAAAAUGAAGUUACCCUACUCAUAGAUUCGCGAGGAUAUGGUGAGGAGAAGGUGUCCCAUGCUGCAUUAGUGGAAUAGUGACAUGCUGGCCUGUCUGCCAGCAUCAGGUGACCCUACCAUCCGACUUCUCUCCCGCACGCAGAUGAACACUGGACUUCAGAAAUGGGAAACUACACAGAAGAUGAGAUCUGUCAGCUAUCCAACCCCAGCAGAGUUGGAUGCCUAUGCUAAGAAAGUUGCCAACAACCCUCUGACCAUCCAGAUCUUCCCCAACAGUGUCAAAGUACCUCAAAGGAAGCACAUUCGCCGCACAGUAAACGGGCUUGACACAUCGUCGUCCAGCCAACGCCACAGUCCCUACCCCUCUCAGGUCAGCGCCAGUGGCGGCCUGCUGGCUGUCCUCCGUGCGCCUGCUAAAGGCGUCAUCAAAGAAUCAGACGGCAGCCGCGCCCGACAGCUUCAUAAGGCCGUCAUGAACCCUCACAGUGGACCAUACGCCACUCAAAGCACUUUAAACCUUCCUCAGCCUGCUCCUCACCUACAGGGCCCGUCGCAGCCUGUGGCCCAGGCUGCCCAGAAGCAAGGCAUGGUUCACCCGCAGGCGCUACAGCAACAGCAGCAAAGCAUGACUCAUCCAAUGACUUUACAGCAGCCUCAAACUUUGCCGAACCCACAGGCUUUACAGCAAAGGAACAUGGCUCAUUCACAAGCUCUGCAGCGGCAGCAGAGUUUGUCCCAGGUUCAGACUUCACAGCAGCAAAGAUUGGCUCACCCACAAGGCAUACAGAGGCAGCAGAGUCUGCCUCACACCCAGGCACUACAGCAACAGCAGAGCCAGUCUUGUCCAUCAGUCAUACCACAGCAGCAUCUUUCUCACCUGCAGACAUUAAAGCAUCAGACGGCUCCUCCGCAAGCUUUACUUACACAACAAGGUGUGACUCAGGAUCUGCGCCACAUGUCUGAUGGAGCUCAGCUUCCGAGCCUGCAGCAUGCCCAGGGUCUAGUUGGCUCACAGCCCCCUCCCCAGGCUGUGGGUGCAGGACCUCCGACCAUGCCUAACAGCCUCCAGCAGCCCCCGCCGGGGGCAUACGGGCCCCGGAAGCUCCCUGACGCAGAUGCCCCACCAAAUGUAACUGUAUCUACCUCCACCAUCCCACUGUCCAUGGCAGCCAGCCUGCAUCAGAACCGGCCUGGCGACCUGAGCAGCAUCGUGCACCAAAUCAACCAGUUGUGCCAGGCACGGGCUGGCAUGGGCUCCACCUCAGUCUGUGAGGGCCAGAUCGCAAACCCCAGCCCCAUAAGCCGCAACCUGCUGAUCAACGCCAGCUCAAGAGUAUCAUCUCACCACCUGGCUCUGGGCGCUGUGCCCAGCUGCCUUAUUGUGGGACCCCCGGACAAAGCUACAGCUCAGACUCCCAGUGCUGCUCUUCAUACACAGCCCAAUAUAGCUGCUACUAACAGUAUGCCUGCCUUUCAUACAGACCAAGAGAAGGUACAACUGCAGCAGCAGCAGCAGCAGCAGCAGCAACAACAACAACAGCAGCAGCAGCAGCAGCAGCUUCAGCACCAUUUACAUCAGCAGAAACAACAACAGCAGCAGCAUCAGUUACAGCAGCAGCAGCAUUUACAACAGAUACAGCAGCUGCAGCAGCAGCAGCGCUCCUGGGCCCAACAUCAACUGGCUCACAUGCAGCAGCCACCCGAGGGGGCCCAUCCCUGCAAGAACCCAAGGAUGGAGCCUCCGACUGAGUGUGCUUUCCCCUCUCGAAACCUCAACUAUUCCCACAAGCUACCCAACACUGCACAGUCCUUCCCUCUAAAACACCCAGCAGAAAAGCCACGACCAUCAUCCCCUGUUAACUGCCCAGUAGGUUCUAUGCCUUACAUUAAUGGCCACUACAUGCAGCCACCGUGGGGCAGCAUCCCAUCCACAGCAGGUAACAAUGGAUCUGGCCCUCAGGACAUCCCAGUGGCCUUCCAGGGAGGGCAGGCUGCUGCCUCCACAGACCGCAUCCCAGGGGCAAAGUACAGACCGGGGAAAGAGGGUCUUACCGGCCAGUCGAAGUUGUUGCAGAAUGUGGAUUUCCUAGGAGGUGACUUCCAGAUGCCCAGCUUUCAGGAGCAGAACAUGGAUGUGAUGGAGAAGAUGCACAGGUCAGCCAUGGGCCAAGUUCAGGAGCCCAGUAAUAGCGGAGGUGUCCACACUCAUCACCCAGGCUACCGAUAAAGCGUGAGCUUAUCCCACUUGGUGUGUUUUUUGAGUUUUUUUUUUUUCCUCAACAGCUACUUUCAGCUUCUAAUGGUUUAUUCUUUAAGAUCUUGCAAGUGAUCAAUUACAUUUUAUUGCUUCAGAGCUUGAUUUGUAGACCCACCAGGUUGUGAUGUUUCAAAGUAUUCCUCAGGUCUUAAGCCAUGUCGUACCUUUUGUUGCAGAUGAAGGGUUUUUGAGAUUGUUGUUCCACUGUUGAGUAGAAUUCCUCUUUUUUUCAUCACUGGCAUGGAUGUGCUGCUCUUUGUUCAUGUAUAUACAGUGUUCUAAAAAUAUUCAGUUGCAGCUGAGAAUAUUCUUGCCAUAAGAUUGUCACAGUGCUAUUCCCAGGUUGACAUGGAACAACUUUUUUUCAGCAUUUGUGGCCUUACAACUGCCCAAAGGCAAGAUUUAAGGAUGUCCUUGUGUAAUGUUUAUAUUUGCAAUUAUUUAUCCUUUUAACAGGUUUGUGAUUCAUUUUGAAAUGAGAAGGUUACAUGUAUAUGCAAUUAACAAGACUGUUGAUAAGGUUUUUUUUUUUGUUUGUUUGUUUUUUUUUUUUGGUCCCAGGAGCUCCCUUCCCCCCCCCCAUAGUUGAGGUGUAAAACUCGUUAACGGGCCUAAACGAAAGGCGCGUCUCAUCUAUCAGGAAUACAACAUGGCUUCUGAACUGCAAAACCCGUGAGCGGGUGGUCCGGGUAGUUAUUGCAUUUUGUUCCAUGAGGUGAUCAGUGUGCAAAGAAUGGCUACCUAUCAUCACUGUUGAGCAGAAUUUUUAGUUACUGUAAAUACAAGACAAAGCCAGCACUAGCAAAAAACAAAAAAACAAAAAACAGUAACAUUCUCCAUUUCUGAGAUUCAUGUUCUUAAGUUGCGAGUAGUUUCUCUUAAGUUUGGAAAAGUCUAAAGUGCCCUCUCUCGUGUGUAAUAUUUCAAGAAUUGCUUUUUGAAGAAGUAGUCUUUCUUUUUAUUACAUAUUUUUUUUGUCGUAAUUCUGUAGAUGGUCCUACCUAAACUGUAGAAAUUUACUUUUUUUUUUUUUAAAUGUUACGCUUAACAUUUGGCAAAGGAGCAGAGGACUCAGUUAGCCCCUAUUUGUCUAUAGCUAAUGUGAAACAGAAUGGCAUCCCAUUGUUUAUUAAAAUAAUGUAUGUAUGUGAAAAAGCAAAUUGAUCACUUGCAAGCAUGCAAGUACUUCAGAUAAUGCAAGCUGGGAAAACGCUGAAUUUCCCCUCUAAUGCAUUUCCUCACCACUUUACUACUGUAACGCAAGUGAACUGAUGUGGUGUCGACAUAAUCUGUGUGGCUUGUGGUGGGCUGUUCAUCUACUAAUCACUGGCCUUACCCUGUGUUGUAUUUCUGCUACCUAUAAGGAAAAAGUAAGAACAUUUUAACGCAGGUUAUGUUUUUUGCUAGAUGUGUCUAGCAUGAAGCUCUGAACCCCCAUCUCCUCCUCCUCCUCCUCCUCUUAAGUCCUUUUUUUUUUUUUUUUCGGGUUGAUGUUGUCUGGGCAUAUAUUGCUCCGCUAUCCUCAAGCCUUCUGGAAUAAGCCUUAAAUGUCACAGUAGUUAUCCUCUACUUAAUACUUACCAUAACUGACCUUUCUUUGCCAGGAUCCAAACUUAAGUAUGGCUUCAUUGUGAGAAAGAGAAGAAGAAAAAACAAAAAACAAAAAAAGUUCCCCCUGAGCUUUGGUUCCAUUGGAAAUCUGUUAAAACUGUCAGAUCAUUGUGAUCGUAUGUAUAGGCAGUGGGAAUGGAUGAUAUUGCCUUAAAUGGAAAUAUUAAGGUAAUAACGCUUCUCCUACCUGUUGAUAAAUCACCAUCCUACUGUCUCAAAUGUUGCCUAUCUAUCAAGGAUUUAAGAUGAUUUUAUGAGUAAAAUAUGAAUAGUAUUUAGCAGAGUUAGUAGGUAUGUAGAACAGGGCUGUAGCAGUUAUUUUUAAAGUAUUUGGACUGUGUUUUUAGUUGUUAUUAAUAAAUAUUCUGAUUUAUAGUUUCUUAAUUUAUUUUUUUUGGACCACUGCAUCCUGAAGCCAUAGGUGUUUUUUCACAUUAGGUGCCAUAGGUGACACAUAUUGACACAAACGGUGUGAACUGAUUCGUCUUCACUCAGCGUCGAAAAUAAAGAGGUUUGCAUCCAUCGCUUUAAAUCCGAUGUCUUUCACAACGCCGAGCAUUUUUUUUUUUCCUCUCUCUGAAUCAUUCUCAGAACACAGUACAGGUCAAAAGGGAGAAAGAACGGCAUGAUGAUGAUGAUGAUGAUGAUGAUAUCAUCUUCAGAGAAAGACAGCCGAGAUGCAAGCCGUAGCUUUUUUUGGAUUUUGGUCUUCAUACUUGAUGGCAGUUUAUUUUAUUUUUUUUUCCUGGCUCUCAUUUUUGAUGUGCCUGCCCCUUGAAGCUGCUAUUGAAUUUAAUCUUAACACACACUAGUAUGAUUGGUGUGUGCGUGUGUAUGAAUAGUAAUGAUGUAUGGGCUGUAUCAGUGGAAAUAAGUUCAAAUUUAUGGGAUAGGCACAGGGCUAAAUUUGCCACCACUUAAAACGCUGGUAAAUUUGGCUGUUUGUCUGUAUCGCCGGCCAUAUUUGGGAAUUAUUCUAUAUUCUAAAUAUAUAAUAACUGACUGGUAUUCUAAGUGGCUAAGAGUGAUUUCCAGGAGUCUGACACACUGUGGCCUAAAGACUGACAACUCCCAGGCCUGUUUGGGUUUCUUUAACUAUAAAAAAUCAACAGUCACUGAGAGAAAACACUAAACGAUCUCACAGACCUGUCCUGUUAAAUUCUUUUGAACUGCCUCGUUACAGCCUGACAUAGGUUCAGGUUCUACAGUUUCAUAUGAAGUGCCUCCACUGGGCGUAGUAUGGAGAAAAAAUGUGUGAAUGGAUGCUUGCGUGUGUGUAUGUUAAGCUUGGGUACUUGCACACAGACUGUGCACGCAGACAAAAAGGUGCACGAAGUUAAUCUCUGAUGGGGGACCAAGCUACUUAGUGUAACUACUGAUACUGUGUCAUGGACUGAAGUCCUGAAGUGUGCCACGAUUCCUAGACACUGUCGGGAUGUGUGAACUGUUUGCUGCUGACUCACUGACCAAAGUGACCAAGCGUCCCUCUCUGUAACCACCCCCAGCCAAAAGCCUUGGCAAGCUUGUAUUUGGGAACUUAAUGUUUAUAACAGUAAUAAGCAACAACCUGGUGACAUAAAGGAGAGCUGCUGCCCUCAUUUGGACUGUUAAAAGAAAAAUCUUGUGAAGUAAAAGUGUAAAGAUGUGAACAGAGCAUAAAAUAAUCUAGAGCGAGGAGUGGUUCCUGUACUGCACAGUACACCCCAAUUGUUUUUUCUCCAGGCAAAAUUCAGAUCUUUGUAUGUUUUUUGUGGUUCCAUUUCACAAUAUCAUCAUGUAGAGAUCCUACGUCUUUUCACCCAACAGUACAUGUCAAUAUGCACUGUAAGAAAUCUUAACUACUUAAGCACAUUGUAGCUCAUGUUAGUUGACUCAGAUGGCAAUAUUUAUUGGGGCACAGGUAUGUACCAGCUCUCUCUAGAUUUAUUUUUACUCUUAAUAAAUAUGAUUGUCUUUGAUUAUCGAAGAUCUAUCAUGAACGGUGGUGGAGGGGGCCUUACUUUCUCUACUUUGUGAAAAAUGUGAUAUUCCAGUUUUGCCUAACCUUCAGGAAUAAAAUGUCUUGCACAAACAUUCCCCCCCUAACCAAAAUAAAGUUUGCAAACACAAA
Messenger RNA from Thunnus maccoyii (southern bluefin tuna), 6073 nucleotides. RefSeq names its product protein FAM222B-like. Bases 178 to 2322 code for a protein of 714 amino acids. The transcript is spliced from 3 exons. Lineage: Eukaryota; Metazoa; Chordata; Actinopteri; Scombriformes; Scombridae. The record is from RefSeq and is a predicted model, not a curated record.